Endocarpon pusillum Z07020 is the source of this 1584-nucleotide messenger RNA. RefSeq lists its product as uncharacterized. The record is from RefSeq and is a predicted model, not a curated record. Bases 1 to 1584 code for a protein of 527 amino acids. The transcript has a single exon. Gene Ontology annotation, biological process: fungal-type cell wall polysaccharide metabolic process. Gene Ontology annotation, cellular component: fungal-type cell wall. Lineage: Eukaryota; Fungi; Ascomycota; Eurotiomycetes; Verrucariales; Verrucariaceae.
AUGGCUCACCCACGUGCCAACCGUAGCCGUCAUGGCCAUCGGGGUAAUGCUACUGGAAGGGGAAGCGGAAACGUCGCUGCCCCAACUGGGGGGAAGUAUCCUAUCGGUAACAGUACCUACGGAUAUGGACCAACAGGCACUGGGUUCGUCACCGGCACCUCCAUUGUCGUUCCAACCAAGAUUGCAGCUGAAUCCCCUGUCGACACCGCCAUCUCUCCGGAAUCUGAUGGCUCCUGUGUCCCUGGCUCUGGUUCCACCACUACCAUCUACUCAACUGAUGUCGUCACAAUGACCGUCACUGCCGAGCAGACCACCACUGUCAGGAAUCCUUCCGCUCCUUUCUCCAAUCUCACACCCUCCUAUGGUGUUUCCAACAUGACCGCAACCGGGACAGGCGGGGUGGCACCAUCCUCAAUCGUGUCCCCAUCUGGCACGACCUCGUAUCCUCCAUCCAACUUGGCGCCUACCUCAUCUUCUACGAUCUCCUUGGAUGAAUCUACCGUUGAGGUUAUCAGCAUCCCGUCGACUGAAACAUCCAGCGCAGUUUCAUAUGAAUCAUCUGCUGAGUCCAUCUCAGACAUCACUUCCACCACAUCUGCCGCACCAGUCGAGACUAGCGAAUCUCCCGUUGAGGUGAUCAGCAUCCCGUCGACUGAAACAUCCAGCGCAGUUUCAUAUGAAUCAUCUGCUGAGUCCAUCUCAGACAUCACUUCCACCACAUCUGCCGCACCAGUCGAGACUAGCGAAUCUUCCGUUGAAUCCUCUGAUGACAGCUAUCCAAGCAGCUCCAUGCAAGGGCCUGGUGCAUUCUACCAGGUCUCCUCUGCCGCUUCUGCUACCCCAACUCCUGCGGCACCAUCAAUGUCCUAUGGCACCAGUAAACGCGGUCUUGCUUACAACUCUGCUGCCCUGACCGGUGCCUUUGCUGGACAAGCUAUGUCGUGGGCCUACAACUGGGGGGACAGACCAGAUGGUACCCUCGCCCCCGGCAUUGAGUUUGUUCCCAUGCUUUGGGGUGAGAAGAAGUUUGGUAACUGGGAGGCAUCAGCCAAGUCUGCUCUUGCUGCCGGUGCCAAGCACUUGCUGUCGUUCAAUGAACCAGAUCUUGCAGAACAAGCAAACAUGAACACAGCCACUGCCGCGGCUGCUCAUAUCAAGUACAUGAAUCCUUAUGCUGGCCAGGCCAAGAUUGGGUCUCCAGCUGUCACUAAUGGCGGCCCGUCAGGAGGAACAGAUGGUAUGGGUCUUGGCUGGUUGCGAAAGUUUUUCGACAGGUGCAAUGGCAAUUGCAAAGUUGACUUCGUCGCCUUCCACUGGUACGACUCGGCAGACAAUGUUGCCUACUUCAAAAACUACGUUUCGGAUGUCAUCAAGUUGGCGCAGGAGAAGGGGGUGCAGAAAGUCUGGCUCACGGAAUUUGCUGCCGCUGGAUCUGAUGCGCAGAUUGCCAAAUUCUUGGCGGAAGUCCUUCCAUGGAUGGAUAGCAACGAUGCGAUUGAGAGAUAUGCCUAUUUCAUGUGCUCAGACGGCAGACUUGUCAAUGGCAACAGUCUAACAGCUGUUGGGAAGGCUUAUGCAGGGUAA